AUGACCGUCGGCUCCCUCCCUCCUUCUCCAACAGAACAAGAUCCUCUUCUCCCUCCUCCCUCGGAAGAACCAAAACCGCUCAAUCACCCUUCCCGCGCUGACCUCGUCUGGAUACUCACUGGGCUAUGGAGCGCUGUCUUCCUCGGUGCGCUGGAUGGGACCAUCGUGGCUACCCUCCUGACACCAAUAGGGAGCUACUUUAACAAAGCCCACGAGGCUUCCUACCUCGGCACUUCCUACCUGCUCAGCGUCUGCUGUUUCACGCCUCUCUACGGCCGACUCGCGGACAUCCUUGGCCGGAAAGGCGCCGAGCUCCUAGCGCUCACACUCUUUGGCAUCGGGACCGUCCUGUGCGGCAUAGCGCCUAGCAUGAGGUUCCUUAUCAUCGCCCGUGCCGUAGCGGGCAUGGGAGGAGGGGGGAUCAUGACCGUGAGCUCGAUCGUGGUCACGGAUCUGAUACCGUUGAAGCACCGGGGCUUGUAUCAAGGAUGUGCGAAUAUUCUAUUCGGCGCCGGUGCAGGGCUAGGCGGUCCGCUCGGUGGUUUCCUGAACGACCGGCUAGGAUGGCGCUGGGCAUUCCUCAUCCAGAUCCCCUUCCUCGUCCUCUCCUACGUCAUUGUCCUGUUCAAAGUCACGAUCCACCUGCCCUCCCAGGCCCAGUCCCUCAGCGAAAAGAUAAAACGGAUCGACUAUCUCGGUUCCCUCACCCUCGUCCUAGCGGUCGGCUGUUCCCUGCUAGGCAUAAGCCUAAACACGAGCGAGGAACUCCCUUGGACUCAUCCGGCUGUCUGGGGCCUUUUACUUGCCGGAGGAACGAGCACGGUCGCUUUUGUCGUGGUGGAGAAAUGGGUCGCACCCCAGCCGGUCAUGCCCCUGCGCUUGCUAGUCAGGCGCAACCCGUUCUUCGUCGCUCUUACCAAUCUGCUGGUGAGCAUAUCAGCCUUCUCAGGACUGUACAACGUCCCUCUCUAUUUUUCCGCUGUGCGCCUCACGUCUGCUACGGAGUCCGGUCUGCACCUGCUGCCGAACAGUGUUGCCCUCUCUAUCGGAUCUCUCUUCUCAGGCUGGAUAAUGCGGCACACAGGCCGAUACUGGUCUCUCAACCUCUUCGGUGCCUUCCUCCCCAUCCUCUCCUCCACCCUUUUCUCCCUCUGGACGCGCAACACCUCCGACUUCCACCUCUGGUUCGACAUCAUCCCCAGCGGGUUUGGCCACAGCAGCUUGAUAACCAGCACGUUGAUAGCGCUGAUCGCGAGUGUCGAUCGGGCAGAUCUGGCCGUCGCUACAGGGAUUUCCUACUUGUUUCGUACUACGGGACAGGUGCUCGGCGUGAGCUUGUCAAGUGCUGUCGUACAGGGGUUGCUGAACAAGUACCUCCAUGAACGGAUCACCGGUCCCGGGUCAAAAGAACUCAUCGAGCGCAUCCGGCAUUCCACAGCCCUGAUCCCAACACUCGACCCACCCACCCAAGCCGCAGCAGUCGACUCGUACGCUCAAGCCCUGCGCGUCGUCUUCAUCCUCCAAACUGUGAUCUCUUUCCUGACAUUCUUGUGCACGCUUCCGAUCCAGGAGAACCCACUGCCGUGA
Molecule: messenger RNA, 1587 nt
Organism: Dacryopinax primogenitus
Lineage: Eukaryota; Fungi; Basidiomycota; Dacrymycetes; Dacrymycetales; Dacrymycetaceae
Product: vacuolar amino acid permease
Exons: 12
Coding region: 1-1587 (528 amino acids)
Biological process (GO): transmembrane transport; basic amino acid transport
Cellular component (GO): fungal-type vacuole membrane
Molecular function (GO): basic amino acid transmembrane transporter activity
Source: RefSeq, a predicted model, not a curated record